This is a messenger RNA of Bufo bufo (common toad), 2330 nucleotides long. It is a transcript of the gene CD164, whose product is annotated as CD164 molecule. NCBI's taxonomy places the organism in Eukaryota, Metazoa, Chordata, Amphibia, Anura, Bufonidae. The transcript is spliced from 8 exons. Gene Ontology annotation, cellular component: cytoplasmic vesicle. The record is from RefSeq and is a predicted model, not a curated record. Bases 256 to 849 code for a protein of 197 amino acids.
GAACGGUGACGAGGUGAGCCCCUUUCUAGUGCCACGUUCGUAGUGACGUCACAGCAGGAGGUGCGAAAGUCUUCCCAGACCGGUUCCUAAUUCCCGGUAGAAGCAGUGGACGGAAGGCUGCUCGGUGGAGGACUGCGGACGCUGCCCGGAGAGCCACGCCUGGCUGAAGCACGUGAACAAGGAGAGUCCCGGAGUGAUCCAGCGAGGAAGGACUGGUGGCUGACAGCUGCGUGAGAGCACGACACGAGAGCCGGGAUGAAGACGGUGCGGGGCGCCCCGCCACACCUGCUCCUCCUGCCCGCACUGCUCCUGCUGCUGUGGGGGGUGACGGGCGCCGCCUCUGCAGAAGUCUGUGAAGGAGCAGUGAACUGUAGUGCGUGUAAUAUCAUCUCAGGCUGUAUGUGGGCUAAAUGUAUUAAUGCCACUGCAGCUCCAAGUACAGAAGCCCCAACCACAAUUACUUCAGCAGCACCAAAAUGUGUCAAUUCAUCUAUAGCCGACUGCACCAAGGAACUAUGUGAAGCCACUGCGCCUCCAAGUACAGAAGCACCAACCACAAUUACUUCAGCAGGUGCAGCAACAACAAAUGUAACCAAUACUACUACAUCUACCUCAACCCCAGCGGCAACAACCAACAGCUCUGCAGCUCCUGCUUCAUCCACUGCCCAAAGCUCUGCAACCACCUCCUUAAAACCAAGCCCUGUGACAACACCGUCACCUAUCAAGAAGAACACCUUUGAUGCCGCAAGUUUCAUUGGAGGAAUUGUCCUAGUACUGGGUGUUCAAGCGGUGGUAUUUUUCUUGUACAAAUUCUGCAAGGCCAAAGACAGGAAUUACCAUACCCUUUAAGCCCAGUUGUUCUGCACUGCUCACCUACAUCGCUCUAGCCAAAUGUCAACUUGGAGAUUACUCAUUGGAAAGCUGUGGAAUUAGGCCCUUUCCGUCUCUACAAAUUGUAUCUAUACCACUGCUAUUGAGAAGAAAGUGCAGCUUAACAAUGCUGUGGACUGCAUACAUCCCAUCAGCUUCCUAAAGUUUUUCAAACAGGUUAAACAGCCAUGUCCUAUAUUUCAGAAUACAGAGCCUCCAAGGGGAAAUUUUUUUCCAUGGGUAAUUAAGAAUAAAAAUUAAGAUUACAAUUCCAUUGCAGGGAAUAGUUUUGGAUGAUUAUGAAAACGAUCAGGUUAAUGUGAGUGGUGUUCUGGGCAGUGCUGCCUUUAGGUGUGGUAUAUCUUUCUAUGAUCUUGUCCCUUUUCAGUUCUAUUGUUGAGUCUUUUAAUUGAAGUUGAUUAUAAUUUUUGAAGGUAUAUUAUUCCUCACAUCUUCUUAAGUGCACCUUACUCCUAAAAUAAGGUGAUAUUUUGAGAAUUGUGCCUUAAAAGACAUAUUGAAAGUAUCACAUAUUUUAGUUCUCUAGUAUUGCAUUGGCCUCUUUGUAGCUGUGCCGGCAUGACUGACCAAUAGUAAUCAAUGUCCUGUAUCUACAGCCUCCAGAAAGGCAAAUUUCAUGUUGAUUCAGUUUGGCAAGUAAUUAAAAGUAACAAACAAGUUUAGCUGUCGGUCAUCUUCAAUGCAUCUUUCCUUCUCUGUCUAAUUCUAGAUCUGAAUUUUAGAGAUGAUUAUUGAUAAUGGGGCUUACUCAAGUUUAUUUUUUAAUUUUUUUUUAAAAUAUUUAUAAUGAUCCUUUCUGUGGAUCAUUCCAUUAAUGAAGGAAAAUAUAUGACUUUGCUUUAAAUUGCUGGCUUUGAGGUGGCAUUUGCUGGUUAUUGUACCUUCCAGAAUUAAUCUUCGUGGCCUUGUUGUACAGCAUGUUUUCACUAUUGAUUCCAAUUGCAUUCCUGAUUCCCGCUUGCCCAUUAGUGUAUAAAGAGCAUUCAAACCUAUUCCCCAUUGCAUGAGGUGUACAGACGUGAUCUACGAAUUGUAUAAUAGGCAGGUGGGUGAAUGAAACCUGUUGCUGCAGCAAUAAAUGUUUUGAAACCACAGGUUAUGUGCCAAAGGCUGUUCUCUUCUUAAUUUGAAUUGGUAGGUUUACUAGGAAACUUAUAAGAAUAGACUUUAAACCUUGGGUCACGUUGGGGCUCUGAUUCAGAAGAGGCUGAACAACUGACGUCUGUCACUGCAGGGCAGCUUCCUAAAAUAGUUUGUGCCAGAUUGGAAAGCAUGGUUCCUUUCUUUCAAAAACAGCACUGCGCUUGUCUAGGGUUGGGUAAUCCAACAAAAAAAAUCCCCGCGAUAACGAUAUAUCCUGAUAAAUACCCAUUUAGAAGAAAAAACACUCAAAACAUGUACUAGUGUUUCUGGUCUUUUAAUUAUAAAAUAUAAAACCU